UUACUGUCACUUGUCAUUUGUAUUGAUAAUUGAUAAUAACAGAAAUAAGUAUAAAUAUUAGAAUCUUAAUAAAUUACUUUAUUGCUUUAGGUGCUUAACGCUAAAGAUAGAAUAAAAUGACAAUUCACAAUCUUUACAUCUUUGAUCGUUACGGAACUUUACUGUAUUAUGGGGAAUGGAACAGAUCAAAGCAGUCUGGUAUGUCCAGGGAAGAGGAAGGAAAACUUAUGUAUGGAAUGUUAUUUUCGAUCAAAUCAUUUGUCAGUAAAAUAUCACCUUUAGAUCCUAAAGAUGGAUUUCUAAACUAUAAAACUUCAAAGUACACCCUGCACUGCUUAGAAACACCUUCGGGGCUGAAGUUUGUGAUGAAUACAGAUAACCAAGCUCAAGGUGUAAGGGAUCUUUUAAAGAAGAUUUAUGGCGAAAUUUAUGUCAAAUAUGCUGUAAGAAAUCCACUCUGUGGUAUUGGAGAGCCAAUAACUAGUGAAUUAUUUAAAAGUAAAUUGGAUUCAUUCAUUAAACAGACACCUAUUCAUGCUGUUAGGGCUUCAUGAUAAAAAUUGGUUUCGUGAAUAUUGAUUCAUUAUGUUAUGGGCUAGAGACUAUGUCUAGAUGGAUGCAUUAGAUUGGCUAUAGACCUAUGUGUCUAUAUGUAAAAAAUGUAUGUUAUUGUCAUAUGUCUGUAAUUAAUAUUUAUUUUGUAUAUCUUAUUAGUUUCUAAUAGCAAUGUUAGCUAUUUAAAAGCUUUCUAAUUGGUACAUAAUAAAAUAGACUUUUUUAUUAGUAUUAUAAUAUAUUUUUUCAGACAUUGGUAUAUUUUAUCCAAGUUUAAGUUAAUACCGGGAACAUCUGCUACACAAUUUGCAUUUAAUGCAGU
Papilio polytes (common Mormon) is the source of this 877-nucleotide messenger RNA. It is a transcript of the gene Bet5, whose product is annotated as trafficking protein particle complex subunit 1. Gene Ontology annotation, cellular component: TRAPP complex. The record is from RefSeq and is a predicted model, not a curated record. Bases 117 to 554 code for a protein of 145 amino acids. The transcript has 2 exons. Gene Ontology annotation, biological process: endoplasmic reticulum to Golgi vesicle-mediated transport. NCBI's taxonomy places the organism in Eukaryota, Metazoa, Arthropoda, Insecta, Lepidoptera, Papilionidae.